This is a messenger RNA of Oreochromis aureus, 3867 nucleotides long. Its product is annotated as exportin-5. The transcript has 31 exons. Gene Ontology annotation, cellular component: RNA nuclear export complex; nucleus; cytoplasm. Gene Ontology annotation, biological process: RNA export from nucleus; protein export from nucleus. Gene Ontology annotation, molecular function: small GTPase binding; nuclear export signal receptor activity; RNA binding. NCBI's taxonomy places the organism in Eukaryota, Metazoa, Chordata, Actinopteri, Cichliformes, Cichlidae. The record is from RefSeq and is a predicted model, not a curated record. The coding region runs from base 163 to 3606 and encodes 1147 amino acids.
ACGCGCGAGUAGCGGCAGCAGAAGCAACAGCAGCAGCAGCGGCAGCACAUUUUGUACACGUUGGUACCUCCCUGAGUGUAUCGCUCGUCUCACUGUACUGCAGGUGCUUUGCAUAAGGGAGUUGCUUUCGCCUCAACAGUGUGUUAGACGCUACCUGAAGUCAUGGCUGACCAGGUGGCCGCCAUGUGUGAUCAGCUUGUGAAAGCUGUGAAUGUGAUUAUGGACGCAGAAACAAGUCAAAUUUACCGACUGGAGGCCCUAAAGUUUUGUGAAGAGUUUAAAGAGACGAGCUCCUUGUGUGUCCCAUGUGGCUUACAAUUAGCUGACAAAGCUCAGCCAGCAGUAGUGAGACACUUUGGUUUGCAAAUCCUAGAGCAUAUCAUCAAAUUCAGAUGGAACGACAUGCAGCAACAGGAGAAAGUCCACCUGAAGGAGAGCGCCAUGCAACUGUUAUCAAAUGGUACUCAUUCAAUCUUGGACGAGGAGAGCCACAUCAAAGAUGCGCUGUCACGAAUAGUUGUGGAAAUGAUAAAGAGAGAAUGGCCUCAGCAUUGGCCAGAUAUGCUGAAAGAGAUGGAGACUCUCACUAGCCAAGGGGAGGCCCAGACAGAGCUGGUCAUGCUGAUCCUUUUGAGGCUGGCUGAGGAUGUGAUCACCUUCCAGACGUUGCCUACCCAGAGACGCAGAGACAUACAGCAGACACUCACCCAAAACAUGGAAAGCAUCUUCACUUUCAUGAUGGGCAUUCUGCAAAUUAAUGUGGAGGACUAUUGUAAACUGAAAGGUUCUCCUGAAAAUGAACUGCAGAUGAGAGCUCACUGUCGAGUUGCUGUGGCUACACUGAAUACACUCGCUGGCUACAUAGACUGGGUCUCUCUGGUGUACAUAACCUCCAGAAACUGUCAUCUGCUGGAGAUUUUGUGUCUGCUGCUGAGUGAGCCGGAGCUGCAGCUCGAAGCAGCGGAGUGUCUGCUCAUUGCUAUGAGCCGCAAGGGCAAGCUGGAAGAGAGGAAACCAUUCAUGCUUCUGUUUGAUGAUGUGGCCAUCCAGUAUAUUCUUUCUGCAGCCCAGUCUGCAGAUGGACUGGCGAUAUGUCAGAAAUCCACGGAAUCACAAGCAGUGGAGGUGGUGGAGCGGCGUUACAUCUUCCUGAAGAGGCUCUGUCAGGUCCUGUGUGCUUUGGGAGGUCAGCUUUGCUCAUUAGUGGGUUCAGACGUAGAGGCUGAAGUACCUGCAAACCUCAGCAAGUACAUGGAAGCCCUUUUAGCCUUCACUACGCAUUCCAGUCAGUUUUUAAAGUCCUCAACCAUGGCGACAUGGGGAGCUUUGUUCAGACAUGAGGCUCUUUCGAAGGAUGCAGUUGUUGUUGAGAUGGCCGUCAAAUUUCUCAGAGCCUCCAUGACCAACUUAGUUAAGGCUGGGUUCCCGUCUAGAGACAAUAACCCAAGCUGCAAGUACUCCCGUGUGGACUUUGACAGUGAUGAGGACUUCAACUCUUUUUUUAAUUCUUUCCGAGCGCAGCAGGGGGAAGUUUUGAGGAGCGCAUGUCGCAUUGUUCCUCUAGAGGCUUUCCGGAUAGGAGCAGAAUGGUUACAGUAUCAGAUUACCAGUCCAAUAGAUACUGGAGAUACCGCAUCUAAGACUGCAGAGGGCCUGUGUUCCCUCUUGUCUCCUUCAGUGGUCCAGUGGGAUGCAAUGACGGUUUUCAUGGAGUGCAUGGUCUCGCAGAUCAUUAAAAGUGUGGAUGAGGAGAAUUUACCCAUCGAUCAGAGCAUGGAGCUACUGCAAGCCGUGCUGAACUACGACACCAAAGACCCGCUCAUUUUGUCCUGUGUGCUCACCAACGUCUCUGCCCUUUUCCCAUUGGCCAUACACAGACCACGCUUCCUGCCACAGGUCCUCAUCAAGCUCUUUAAGGCUGUCACAUUUGAAAUUGAUCACGAACCCAAAGCACCUUGGACUCGAGCUGUGAAGAAUGUGAGGAGGCACGCCUGUUCUUCCAUCAUAAAAAUCUGCCGGGAUUACCCACAGUAUAUGCUGCCUUGUUUUGAAAUGUUCUACAAUCAUGUGAAGGAGCUGUUUUCGAGCGGAGUCACGCUCACUCACAUGGAGAAAUGCGCCCUGAUGGAAGCUCUGGUUCUCAUCAGUAACCAGUUCAAAGACUAUGAGAAGCAGAAGGCAUUUGUAGAUGAACUGAUGGCCUCAGUGGUUGCAGAGUGGACUUCAAAUGAGAUUAGGCAUGUGCUGUGGAACCCAGACACAUUCUUGUCCUUUAUUGGAGCAGAUAAGGUGGUCACGGAGCAAAGUGAAGAUGCAGAUACAGCAGCCAUUAAUAGGGGGAGAUUGAGCUUCUGUUUGUAUGCCAUAUUGGCGGUGGUGAAGCGGGCGCACUGGCCUGCAGACCUGGAGGAGGCCAAGGCUGGUGGCUUUGUUGUGGGCUACACUCCUGCUGGAGCUCCCAUGUACAGAAACCCCUGCACUGCCCAGUUUCUGAUUUUGCUGCCCAAUUUACUAGCACUAAUCAGGACCCACAACAGUCUUUUCCUGCCUGAGAACAUGGCCCGUCUCAGUGAGACGUUCAGCAGAGCUCAUGAGAUCAUGGAUAGUGAGAAGAAAGUGGUUCUUGGUCUCUCUCAUCAUCUUUUGGAUAUUUACGACUCUCCCGUGUGUAAAACCAUGAUAGAGCGCAUGCAGGGAUUUUUCUGCACAUUAUAUGAUAACUGCUACCAAAUCCUGGGAAGUGCAGGUGUGUCAAUGCAGCAGGAUUUCUACAACAUCGACAAGUUGGCUGAAGGAAUAGCUGGCUCUGCUUUCGUCUCCCUCGACCAUGUGCCCGAUCACAGACUUCGCCCAAUGAUUCGUCUGUUUCUGAGGCAGCUGGUGCUGUCUUGUCCCCAGGAGUACUAUGAAAGUCUACUCUGCCCUCUGCUGGGACCAUUGUUUGGCUACAUGCUGCAGAGACUCAACAUGAGGUGGCAGGUCAUCAACCAGCGGACAUCUAUCAAUGGUGAGCACGAAGAGGAGGAGUUGGUUUGUCAGGAAAGCCAGGUGACCCAGGAGAUGUUGGAAGAGCAAGUAGUACGCCUGCUGACGAGGGAGGUGCUGGAACUUCUCACUGUGACCUGUAUUUCCAGAAAGGUAUCCGAACCUGCAGCCAAUAAGGAGGAAAUGGAUGAGGAAGAUAUGAUGAUGGAUUCAGUGCAGUCAGUGUCUCCUGCUCAGCCCACAGAGGAGCUGACAGAGCUGGGGAAAUGUCUCCUGAAGCAUGAGAACCUCUACAUGUCCCUGCUGACCCUGUCCUUUACCUCACUGUCCUGGAAGGAUGCCACCAACUGUCAUCGCACUGCUUCCCUGGUCUGCUGGACUCUGCUGCGGCAGGUUGUUGCGGGUAAUCUUCUUACUGAAGCUGUUACGUGGUUCUUUACCAGCGUUCUCAGAGGCCUUCAAGUUCAUGGGCAGCAUGAGGUCUGCAGCUCUACCCUCUCUCAGUUGGCAAUGCUCAUCUAUGAAAACCUGGUGAGGCAAAUUGUGAACAUAUCUGACAUAUUUAGAUAUUUGCUCUUUUUUUCCCACCCUUUAGAGGACUUAUUUUGCUUUCAUUACUAAUUAAUCUGUUGUUUAUAUUCUGCUUUGAUCUAUAAAAUGACAGAUUAUAGUGAAAAAGUCUUGAUCAGAAUGAAAGAUUUUUCAAGAUAUAAACUUAAAAAAAAAAAAAAAAAAAAACAAGAAUUUGCAACACUAGAAUUGGCGAAGAUUUGAGAGUUUUGCAUGACAAAUAACGUCUGUCUUUGGGAUGAAGUAAAAUUGACUUUUGUUUUGGAGACUGGUGUAAUACAUUCCCAAAAUUUAAGUUUCAUAUCAUCUUGC